Messenger RNA from Aspergillus calidoustus, 4526 nucleotides. NCBI's taxonomy places the organism in Eukaryota, Fungi, Ascomycota, Eurotiomycetes, Eurotiales, Aspergillaceae. The record is from the annotation of a GenBank genome assembly.
CUGGUAGACAGGGGAAGAUAGAUAUGCAUAGUAUUCUUGCCAGGUACUCGAACUAUCCUCGUGGAGAAUGUCAAACCCCGAUUCUCACCACGAGCUUUAUGCAGACCUACUGCAACCUACCCUGACCAGCGAAUAAAGUUCCCAGAGACCCUGCCCCGUGUCAGUCUUGCCACGCUGAGUCCAUCGGUAGGUGUGCACAGUCCGCCGGGGGACAAGGCAGCUUUGUCCUUGUCCCCAGUCUUUGAUACCGGGCGCUGGACGUUUUUGCCCGAUGAACGCGCACGCUAAACCUAAAUAAGCGAAAACUCUACGUGCUGGUUAUAUCUCGCGUUUGCCUUCCCCUCAACCUUUGCAUGCAAACUCUUCAUCUUGGAAGUAACAGACAUGCAACUACUACACUAGAGGCAUCAACAUCCAUCAUGAAUACGCUCAAGAGGUUGUCCCUUGGCCAGACUGCUGCCAUCGGGACGCUAUACGAUGCUCGGACCGAGACUUUUCUUGACCAGUCAUUGCUCACUGGCGAAAUACCCGCUGAUGCUAUCGCGUCAAGUACGGCGAAUCGUGACGAGACAACACUCCUUCAGACUGGAACUGUGAAAGAACGAUUUGAGGCGCUCGAUGUUUCUCCGGAGCUCGGAGCCAGUCUGUUGGCGGGCCUAGUUCCCCCUCGUGGUUCGGCACGAUAUCUCUCACAGCAAGGGGACAGUUUACCUACGGUCCAGCGGGCGGCCAUAUUAAGUGUCACGACGAAGAUCGAGCAACUCAGUUUUAUGGGCGGCAAUACGCGGGAGCUUCUCAACUUCAAUGUCCUCACAGACUCCACAGCGACGCAUGUGCUGACGGGAAUAACCUGGGGCGGGAGGGCCAUCGUGUCUAUGCAGAAGAGGAUCACACUAGAGGCGGAUAAGCAGAAGUGUUCAAAGCAACUCGACCAAGCACUGGAGCCUUUCUCGAAGCCGCAGGGUAACAACCACAGCUGGCUUGACCUUCCGAGUGGCGAACAGACGAAUGAGGAGCCACAGGUGCGACUCUACACAGACGCAAGAGAGGUGCUGGAUGGCCAGGCGGAUAAUGUCGCCGAUGCUCUGGAGCACUUUAACCAUUUCAGCCCACACGUGCAGGCCACGGGAGGAAAGCCGCUCAUCUACACCCUGCUACCGAUUGCGUUCCUCGUCACACUUGGCGCUAUUGUCCCAAAUCACGUCACUGCGGGACAGCUCAGCGCCGAGAGCUAUGAGCAGACAAUCGAGCUCGUCGAUAUGUUGGCAGAGGUGCAGCAGACACUCAACGCGCACCGACAGCUGCUUCACCAGCACAGAACAUUAGUCAACGACGCACAUCUCGACCAGGUGGAGAAACAGAUCUCAAAAGUCAGGGCGGCCGAAACACAUCUGCGCGCAGGAUAUACAGAGGGACUGACUGCAGUGCGACAGAAUCGAGCAUCCAGCCAGGGCGUGCUUGACUUGAUCUCCACAGUGAAGACCGAUGUCGCGGCAGCUCGUAACCUCAUGAAUGUGGCAAAGAGAUAUGAAGACAAGGUCGCCUUUUUGGUCAGAAUGAUUGGACUUGGAGCUUCGUACGCAGAGAAUGCCCGGACAAGCCCUCAGGAGUUGAUAGAACGGGCGUCCACGUACUACACUACGUUUUACGUCUUUCACUUCAACAGCCGUGCCAUGGACACCUCUGAGCUUUGGAGAGAAAAUAGCAAACUUCUCGAAGAGCUGUUGACGCAGGAUCAGAAACCCGAAGUCCAACUCAUCGACUGGGAUAACUAUGGCGAAGAACUUCCACAACCCUGCAUUGGCCUUUAUGCCAACGGACUGGUCGUCGUCGAGAAUGUGCUGGAGCAGAAGAAAGAAAUCGCCAGCAAGCACCUCGUCCGCUACGAUCGUUCAUUCCUAGAGUCCACCAAUGAUGUCCCCACAUAUCGAAAGUCGUUGCGGAUUCCCUGUCCUGGACCAUUCUGCGAGGAGCAAGAUCUCUGUCUCUGGUCCUGUGGAGACUGUCAUGAAACCAUCGAAUUUGGUAGUCGAGAUGGCUACUUCUACUGCGACUGCGGCAGAGUGCCAUUCGAUCGGGCGGAAUUCAACUGCCAACGACCCCGACACAAGGAUGGCUAUUUCCAGUUUGAUCGCAACGACCUGCGUGAUCUGCUUCGCUCCCUCCCCGAGCCGCGAGAGGUGAACAUCCUCAUCCUCGGAGAGACGGGCGUGGGCAAGUCGACGUUUGUCAACGCCUUCGUCAACUACCUCACCUUCUCUUCGUUGGAUGAAGGACUAAAGGAUCCAAAACUUAACUGUAUUAUCCCGUGCUCGUUCACCACUCAGGUCGUCGAUCAACACGGUCGGUUGAUCUCGAAGGAUGUCGUGGUCGGCAGAGACAAAGACGAGGUUGACGGAUCAAAGGGCGACUCUGCAACACAGAAAGCGACGGUGUAUCCAUUGUACUUUAGAGACACCCUCAUUCGACUCAUUGACACCCCUGGAAUUGGCGAUACGCGGGGCCUGGAGCAAGACAAGCAGAACAUGGCCAACAUGCUCGCGAUUCUCCGCAACUACCCGGCCCUGCAUGGGAUCUUGAUCCUGCUCAAGCCGAAUAACGCUCGACUGGGAGUGAUGUUCCGGUUCUGCGUCAAGGAGCUCCUAACUCAUCUGCACACGAGUGCGGCGCAGAACAUGGUCUUUGGCUUCACCAACACGCGUGGGUCCAACUACACGCCAGGCGAUACCUUUAAGCCGCUCGAGAGUCUACUCUCCGAAUACCACAACGUCAUCCCACAGCUGUCUCGCUCGAAUGUGUAUUGUUUCGACUCAGAGAGCUUCCGGUAUUUGGCUGCCCGCAAACAGGGCAUUGAGAUGGGACACAUGGAUGACUACCGACGCAGCUGGGAGCAGUCUUCACAGGAGGCAGACCGACUGCUGGCACAUUUCCAGUCGCUGCGACCACACCAUACGCAGGAAACACUCAGUCUGAACGAGACACGCCAUCUGAUCGCGCAGCUGACAGCACCGAUGCAGCAAAUCUCGGUCGCCAUUACGGACACGAUCGCGAAGAACAAACAACAAGCGGACGAUCUCUAUAAUGCGCAGUUGACGAGGGACGAUUUGAAGACGAAGCUUCGGAUCCACAAGACGACAGUCUCUGCUGAGCAACUGACCAAGCCAAAGACAGUGUGUGCAAACGAGGCCUGCAUUGAGUCGGUCUUUGACGCGUCGAGUAAUUCCGAAGUACUUUUGCGCAAGAAGCUCUGUCACAACCCAUGUUGUUUGACGAAUGUCCCGGUCGGCAAGGUCGGCACGCCUCAAUUGAAGAACUGCUUUGCGUUCGCCGGCGACAACUGCACCAUAUGCAGCCACAGCUGGAAGGAACACGAGCAUAUCCUGGUCGAGUAUGCGAAGCGUCAAGAGACAGUAGUCGACGCAAACGUACAGCGUGAGCUGACGACAACCGGCAGCAUGAUCAAGGCAAAAGAAAAUGCCAUCAAGGCCAUCGAGAAGAACAUUGCCGAGUUAAAGGAGGAGCACAAGCAGGUCCAGACGGCAGCUGCCAAGUUCAGUCUCUACCUCAAGCACAACUCGAUCACCCAUUACAACGACGCGACGGUCGAGUAUCUCGAACACCUGAUCAGGGAUGAACGAACGAAAGUGCGGACCGGGCAGAGCCGAGCCAGACUGGAAUCGCUGGAGAAGGAUCUUGACGAUUACCAGAAGUUUGUCGAGGCGAUGGAGCAAAAGGAUAAGGACAGUGUGGUGGACGGCGCAGAUGCGUAUGCUCCGCUGAACGAGGCCGGUGUUGCGAAGCUCGUGCAGAAGCUGUACAAUCUGCCGCACUACGGACAGAUGCUCAAGGACCUGGCGCAGGUAGUGGCUAACGCGUACGAGGCUAAUUUCCGUGAACGGCCGUACCGAAUCAGUCGACGGAGUGCGUGGCGCGAUUAUCUCGAGGGCCAAGGAGAUCGCGGCAGAAAUGGUGGCUCUGUCUUUGGUCGCAGGAGCAGCGUACGGACCCCUUUCAUGGCGCCAACGACGGCCAGCCGGCUUGGUCGAACAUUUUGUCCUAACGAGCCGAACGGGCCAAGCUCCGGUUGGUCUGAGAAGUUGAUGGGACCAGCACCUCGGCAACGAGAGGAGAGCGAGUUCUGGCCUCAAUCGGAGAAACGGGGGGCGUCCUCGGCGGGACCAGUCCGGAGCAUCAUGGACUGGGACAAUGCUGCCCCAUCCAGUAGAAUGGGGCCUUCUGGCGCGGCAUAUCAUGGCGCGCCGAAUUCCUUUGAUGGGACAGGUCCGUUUUCUGCGCCACCACCAUAUCCGGGGCCUGGAGGGGAUGCCCAGAUGAAUGGCGGGCAGCAAGAGAUUGUCGAGCGGAAGGGAGUCUGGGUCCGACUGAAGGACAAGCUGCGGAAGAAGUGAGAGCAGAUGAGGAAGGAGGAAUGGGGAGUGUUGUGUUUGCUUGAGCUAGUUUUCCCGACUUUUCAGUCUGCUUGUUAGCCCCUUUAGUUCAGCUCAAUGAGCCCAAAUUGUGUUGCU